AUGCUACCCCCCAAGAAGCGGUUUGUCAGAGCAGUAGCGUUGCUAUUAGCAGUAGCUGCUGUGAACAUUGUCAUCGUUGUAUGGUACCUAGGACGCGAGAGACCCUUGCUGAGCAUAUUCAACUACGAGAAUUUAUUUCGUUUAUCAAUGGGCCAUGGCAGCACCAAAGAUUACUCGAUUUUUUUCAAGGGACUAGAGGACUACAAUCCGGAAAUUUCAAAGUUAACUAGCAACUACAAUAACAAAAAAGCUCAAGAGAUUAAAACUGAAAAUGAUGAGUUUCUCAUGUCAAAGGAAUACUUGGAAAGUAUAAUUGAUUUACCCCAAGCUGCAGUCGCUAAGUUGGAAGAAUCUCACUCGAAUUACAUUGAGGUACACAUGAAAACCUUGAUUGAAAAGCAUGGUAUCAAAACAUUUGGAGCUAUUCAGCCACACCACGCUGAAUGGGCAUCGGAAUAUGAGGGCUCUCGUGGUAUUGUCAUGGUGGGUGGUGAUAAAUAUAGCUGGUUGGCAUUGCUUGUUAUAAAACAGGUGAGAGCACUAGGAAUGAAGUACCCCAUAGAAUUAUUUAUUCCAGGGAAGAAUGAAUAUGAAGCUCACUUCUGUGAGGUGAUAUUACCUGCCUUGAAUGCUAGAUGCAAUUUGCCGGAAGAAUCAUUCUUAGAAGGGAUUAAAUCUAAGUUCAAUUUACAUCGGUACCAGUUCAAGUUAGUUGCAUUUUUGACGUCACAAUUCGAAAAUAUUCUCUAUUUGGAUGCAGAUGGAUUCCCAUUGGUCAACUUGGACUAUAUCUUUGAGUCGGAAUUGUACAAGGAAAAGAAUAUGCUAUUGUGGCCCGAUGCAUGGGCAAGAACCACCAACCCAGCCUUCUACGACAUAUCAGGCUUGACGGUUAAUGAAUCCAAGAAAACUGUACUUAAUGCAUAUGAUAAAAAGCAGGCAGCCGACAAAGCAGCAGGAACUACCGAAGAAACCCCACAAUCAGGCUAUAGCUUUAAAAACGCUUACUUCCAUACGUUUGAAGGUGCAUUGCCUGACCCUACUACUGAAGCCGGUAUCAUGUUCAUCAACAAAACUUCGCAUUUGAAGACUCUUUUGUUGUGCUUGUACUACAACAUAUAUGGGCCUGAUACAUACUAUGCUUUGCUCACCCAGGGUGCAGCUGGUGAGGGAGAUAAGGAAACUUUUAUAGCUGCAGCUACGGUUAUGGGAGAACCUUAUUACCAAACCGGAAAGGGCUUAAAAUUCUGUGGCUACACGAACAAGGUAACUUCAGAGUUCAACUCCAAGUCCUUAGGACAUUAUGAUCCUAUCGAGACUUACAAGUCAAACGAUCCAGCAAAUGACGAUCAGUUGAAGUUUAUCUUCAUGCACCUUUCAUAUCCUAAGUACUAUCCUGAUUGGCUAGUAAACAACAGGGAAUUGAAAUAUGACGAUGGGGAAGACAAAAGGAUCUACGAAGAGGCCUACGAAUCUGCAGGCUAUGACUUUGAUUUAAGAGUUUUCCAAAUAUUUGUUGAAUCAUUAUGUUCAUCGUACUACGAUGAAGAAACUGGGAAACCGGUGGAUGGGCUGCUGGCUUUGAAAGACACAGAUUAUGUAGGGGACCACUUGAAGUAUUUAAGGCAACAUGUCCAGUUCAACGAGAAUCUGUGCAAGAAUGUAUUCUUGUCACACCUUCAGUAUUUGAAGGAGUCGACCCCGGAGAAGUACAGUGACAAAAUAUAUAGAAAGAAUGUAUAA
Dujonia railenensis is the source of this 1743-nucleotide messenger RNA. Lineage: Eukaryota; Fungi; Ascomycota; Pichiomycetes; Serinales; Debaryomycetaceae. The record is from the annotation of a GenBank genome assembly.